AUGUCUUCUCGAGAGGCCUUCAAAAUUCACACAGCGACUAGAGACAUCAUCUUACACCAAUAUUUCAGUACCAAGGCCCCGAAAAUUGGGAAGAUUAUUGAGGCCAUGGCACUUAAGUUCCCACCCAAGUCCGGAGCGAAUGAGCUAAACGAAUCGAUUUCCAGGAUCGCUAACAGCCUCCCGCUACAUUGCGGCCAAUUCCGCUUGGGAUUCGAGAACGAGAGGGGUAUUGGUCUCGACGAACUGAUGGAGACGUUUGCUGAUAAGAUAUGGGGCGUGCCUCUAGAAAGCCCGCUUCGCGGAGGUCCAAACCUUGAGUAUAGUAUGGAUCUAAUCAGUGCUUCCAACGGGCCGUACUACGGUCCGUACAAAGUGAACCGCAACGGUAACGUGAUCAGUACAAACGUACCGAGUUCGUGA
This is a messenger RNA of Lindgomyces ingoldianus, 420 nucleotides long. RefSeq lists its product as uncharacterized. The coding region runs from base 1 to 420 and encodes 139 amino acids. Lineage: Eukaryota; Fungi; Ascomycota; Dothideomycetes; Pleosporales; Lindgomycetaceae. The record is from RefSeq and is a predicted model, not a curated record. The transcript is spliced from 3 exons.